This is a messenger RNA of Rotaria socialis, 1749 nucleotides long. Lineage: Eukaryota; Metazoa; Rotifera; Eurotatoria; Philodinida; Philodinidae. The record is from the annotation of a GenBank genome assembly.
AUGAACAGUAGUGUUGAUAUGCAGUUAUCGAUGAUCGAACAUGAUGAUGAUGAUGAUGACAAAUCAAAAUCUAGCGAUGAUUAUCAGUAUCAAGAUAAUACUAAUAAUCAAGAAGUUGGAACACGUGUAUCUCGUUCAACGGUUUCUAAUAAAAGUAGUACAAUCACGUCGACUAAUGGAGCAAAACGUCAGAAAGAUAUUUCACCAUGUUAUGUAUGUGGAGCCAAGGCACAUGGUUACAACUUUGAUCAAAUCACGUGCGAAUCAUGCAAAGCUUUUUUUCGACGAAAUGCAUUAAAAUCCAUGGAAAAAUUUCGAUGUCGAAAUAAUAAUAAUUGUGUAAUAAUACCAGCAACACGAAAACGUUGCAAACGAUGUCGAUUAACAAAAUGUUUUAAAGUCGGUAUGCGUAAGGAAUGGAUAUUAACAGAAGAAGAAAAACGCUCAAAAAGAAAAAAGAUUGAACGCAAUCGUUUAGUAAAACAACAAGCACAACUAGCUAAUUAUCAGCGACAUCAACAAAAUAAAAAUUUAAUGUAUUCAAAUAUUCAAAGAAAUAUUUCGUCAUCACCUAUCGUUAAACAUUCAUCUUCUUCAGCAUCUCAACGGUUAAUACCAAAAACAACUUGUGAAUUAUCUAGUCUCCCAUUACCAUUGAUUUGUAUGCGUCGGCCAUCAGAUCAACAAAUGUAUCAAGGUCAACUAUGUUUAUUAGAACAAUUGUCCAAUGGGUAUCAAUCGAUAUCUCAACAAUAUCCUCAGCCAUCAACAUUUUCCUAUCGUAAUGCACUUAUAUCUCAAACUGUAGAUAUGGAAUCUAAAUUACUAUUGGUUAAAGAUUUAACACGAGACUUAACACAAAUGACGACAGUACGAUUAUUAAAUUACUUUUCAUUAAUACCUGAAUUUCAAUUAUUAACAGAUUUAGAAAAGAAAUCUAUUUUAAUUAAAAAUACGCUUCCAGUCUUUAUGUUUCAUGGAGCACUAACAUACAAUGCUGAAAGUGACACAUUUGUUGAUCGAACAACAGUUGAUCAACCUUACGAUGCAAAAUAUAUAUUACUUGUAUAUGGCGCGAAAGUUUAUAAUAAUUUUAUAGCAUUAGCUCAUCAAUUAGCAUCUCUGACAUAUCAAUCACCGACUGAUAAAAAAUUAGAUGAACGUUCACAUACAUUAUUCUUGUUGCUUAUGAUUAUUUUAUUAUUUUCUGAUGGCUUUGACUCAGGUUUUGAUAUCUAUUCAAUGGAAGAAGGACAACAGCAAACACUAGAAAAAGAAUCAAAUACACCAAUUAUCAGUCGACCAUUAUCAAUAACCAGUAGAUCAACAUCAUCGACUUCAUUAUCAUCCUCAUCAUCCUCAUCGUUAUCACCAUCAGUUUCAUCGCUUUCGACAUCGAAAUUAAAUGAAAAAUUACAUAAAAUUCAACAAAUUUAUAUUGAAAUAGCUUGUCGAUAUUUACAUGAUGGAUUUGGAUUAACUGUUGGACGUCGAAUGUUUCAAAACAUUUUACCUUUACUAUGUGAUCUGCAAAAACUUUGUGCAACAUUAGCCAAUGUUAAUUUAUGUGAACUAGCCGAAGAUGAAGAUCGAUUGUCUUCACCAAGAUCAACAGCACACAGUAUCACACCAGGAGCUUCUGAUCCUCAAACAAUUUCAUCUCAAUUUAAUUCUACAAUAAGUGAAACAUCGAAUUUAAAUGAAUUUCAAAAAGGAAAUCGUGCACCAUCUCAUACAAUUCACUACUAG